Molecule: messenger RNA, 4329 nt
Organism: Alosa sapidissima (American shad)
Lineage: Eukaryota; Metazoa; Chordata; Actinopteri; Clupeiformes; Clupeidae
Gene: scarb2c
Product: scavenger receptor class B, member 2c
Exons: 13
Coding region: 233-1678 (481 amino acids)
Biological process (GO): receptor-mediated endocytosis; protein targeting to lysosome
Cellular component (GO): membrane; lysosome; cytoplasm
Molecular function (GO): scavenger receptor activity
Source: RefSeq, a predicted model, not a curated record
CUUUCUCAAUACACCGAGAUAAACAGCUCAGUUGACGACUGAAAUAAAUACGGAAGGACUUGCUGCUUUUAAAUCCACAUUUGUUUAGUUUCAUUUUGAUGAAACUGGGAUGUUGUAAAAUUCACCAAGCUCCACAUCUCACUGCGGCGGCGGCGGAGUGAGCCACAGUGGUCAUCUCAUCACAAAGAAGCAACAUUUUCACGGAUUGUACAUUAUUUUUUAUCUAUAAAUUAUGUUGAAGUCCUGUUGUGUAUACAGCACGGGAGUGCUUUGCAUACUUUUUUUAAUUGCGGGGAUAUCCUUGGCGUUGUCGCAGGUCUUUCAAAACAUCGUGUACAAUAGAAUCAAAUCGGAGGUGGUGUUGAAGAAUGGCACAGAUGCAUUUGCAGCCUGGGAGAAUCCGCCCCCACCGGUUUACAUGCAGUUUUAUUUCUUUAAUUUGACCAAUCCCAUAGAGGUUUUGGCUGGGGAUAAACCUGCUGUAGUCGAACUGGGACCUUAUACCUAUAGGGAAUACCGCCCCAUGUCAAAUGUAACUUUCUUGGAGAAUGGCACCAAAGUUGAAGCAAUCAAUCCUAAGACUUAUGUGUUUGAGGCCAACAUGUCGAGUGGAUCAGAAGAGGAUCUCAUCCGAACCGUCAAUAUCCCAGCAAUGACAGUGAUGGAGAAGAUGAAGGACAGCCCUUUUAGUGGAACUCUGAUCUCAAAGUACAUGACAGGGGAGGAGAUCGGCCUUUUCACCUCCGUCUCGGUGGGGGAUCUGCUGUGGGGUUACGAAGACAAACUGCUAGAGAUGGUAAAAACAUUCGAGCCAUCCCUCGAUACCAAGUUUGGACUCUUUUACAAGAUGAAUGGGACAGAUGAUGGUGACUACGUGUUCUACACUGGAUCUCAGAAUUACGAAGAUUUCGCCAGGGUGGCUUUGUGGAAAGGCCAAAGCUCUCUGAACUGGUGGACCUCUGAUGAAUGUAAUAUGAUCAAUGGAACCAAUGGAGCCUCCUUUCACCCUAUUGUCAACCAGAGCGAGACCCUGUACAUGUUCUCUUCAGACCUCUGCAGGUCCAUGUAUGCUGUCUUUGAGAAGGAUGUGUGGGUGAAGUACCUACCAGCCCUCCGGUUUGUGCCACCAAGCGAGGUCUUUGCCAAUUUGACCAUCAAUCCAGCCAAUGCAGGUUUCUGCGUCCCUGAAGGGAACUGCCUCGGGUCUGGUCUCCUCAACGUCAGUUCCUGCAAGCAGGGCGCCCCAAUCAUCAUGUCCUCGCCACAUUUCUAUCAGGCUGAUGAGAAGUUUGUGGAGGAUGUCAUCGGGAUGAAACCCAAGAAGGAGCACCAUGAGACCACCAUUGACAUAAACCCGCUCACAGGUAUUGUGCUGCGUGCUGCCAAGAGGCUGCAGGUGAACGUGCUCGUCGAGAAGAUCCAAGUCUUCCAAAGUCAGACGGGUGAUGUCAGGACCUUGGUGUUCCCUGUGAUGUAUCUCAAUGAAAGCGUUGUCAUUGAUGACGACUCGGCUAAGAAGCUCUUGGCCGUGGUGGCCGAGGGCAACGUGGUGAUCAACAUCCCCUUCAUUAUCAUCGGCCUGGGCGUCCUCUUGGGUGUGGUCUUCAUGGCGCUCAUGUGCAGACAGAGAACUCCAGAGAGCUCCCCUGCUGAGCGCCAGCCCCUGCUGAAGCCCUAGCCAUGAAGGAGUUGGUCCUCGGGGGAUGAACUUGACCGAGCGUGCCUCACAGCUAGCAGGCCAGCGUCGGCGGCACCAUUCUUAAACAAGCAUGGUUUCUUCACCCUCCUUCAUCUUUCAACGCUUACUGCAUGGCACUUUACCACGUCCCCAGAGUUCCUGUCCCAUUCUGAUGAUGACCACUGAUUUGAAAGCGGUCCAUGGACGGAUGGAAGGACAUUUAAUAGUGCAGUAGUUCUUUUUAUCUUUUUAUUUUGAUGAAUAACCCUGUCUUGUUUUGUUCAAUCAUGUGUUUUUAACAAUCACUGUAUAUUGAAAGAGCUGCUUUUAUGCUUAUUUCAAGAGGGAGAAAUUAAGAUCCUAUGAAAGUAGCCCACGCUUUGGGAAAGAAUGAAAGGAACAUGUUUGUUACUCUACUGAUGUUAGCCUUUAACUUGAGUUCUAAAAAAGGACACAGUAAUCCUGAGUGGCUUUGUUAGUUUUGCAGGCCUGUGAUAUUAGCUUUGGCUAACAGGGUCUUCCUCACCUGGCAGCGUUUCAGAACAGAGGGAGGUGAAUGAUUGGACAGAUAGUCCACGAGGUAUGAGGCAGUAAUGCACUAUUUGACGUAUUUGUGACCUACUGUAUCUGGGGCAGAAAGGAAUACUUAAAUCCCUUUUUCAUCCACUAGUCGUAGAGAGGGGAAAGCAAAAGGUACAGAACCAGUCCUUUGCCACUAACUUUAUUAAUUAGAUAGGCUGAUAAAGAAAGAAAAUUCAGAUUUUUGUAAGAAUCUACUUUCUAUUAUUUAUUUUUUUUACCCUCGAUCUCCGCGGGUCUUUGAAGAGCAUUAUUCAGUGCUGACCAGAGAUAGGGAACCCCAUAAAUGCGUCUCUUGUGUUUGCUGCUUCAUUCUUUGACAUGAAACGUGAUUAGGCUUUGUACUACAGAUAUUCUUCAACGCUACAAGAAGUGCACAAACAUUUUAUGCCCGAUUGUAUCACAAUCAGAUCUCAGUUCUCUUUCACGUUUUAGUCACUGAUAACUUGGAAGUCCUACUUCUAUAGCAAGUCCAUGCAAGAAGGAUGUCAACUGACCCAUCUUUACAAUAGCAUUGCCGAUAGGAGUUCUUGUAGUCAGUGGUUACAGUGUCAAUGACUUAUUUACUACAUACAUUAGAAGCUGUGCUCGUACUCACACACUCUGUUAUCUCACACACUCACAGGAAUCAGUUACUGAGAAGCAUCAUGACUUACCAGUCGUGAUGUAAGAGUUAACCACUCCCAUGUACAGCUGGACAUUUUUUUUUGAAGCCUUGAGCUUCCUUCCACCUUCUGUGUGAACAUGCUGAUUAAUGUCAUCCCAUGCUGAGCAGGGCAACACGGUUAAGGGCAAUAGGUCACUCACACAUAGCGUUUCGUCCCACUGUUCUCUCCCACACAGGUUUCUAGAUUUAGAGGAAAAAGGAGUAUAGGAAACCAUUCCCAGACUACACUUAGUCAUUCUGUCCCCUGUAGUUAUUCAGGAGUUAUAUUAUUUUUGCUUUAUUUUUUACAUGUACUUUUUAAUUACUUUUUGUUUUGUAAGAGUUUGUGUUCCAAGUGAUCGCAGUUGUGCCCACUGAUUGAUGGAUUUAUGUUGCGUUGCUUGGCGUGAGCUCAGUGAGCUCAGUUACUGUUACCCUGCUACUCUGCUCAUUUGACCUCCCUACACCUGCCCAUUAGUGCCCUCAAACUAUCUUAUCAGGAAGACUGAAGCAGGUAGUGGGCGUGUUGGACAGUAUCUCUCCAGAGUGCAGCACACAGUUCUCCUGUGCAUACACUAACCCUCACAUUCAAAGGGAACUCCCAUGUCAACUCCCACUAAGAGAUGCAAUCUUCAAAAAAGGAAUAAACAAAGAAACAUUGCUCUGGAUUUUGCUCUUGUUUUCAACAGUAUGUAGUGAAUGGGAGCUCUUUAUGUUAUAGUCAAAUUUGUUGCCUCAUGUUCUCAUGCUUUAAUCUGCGUCGGACAUCGCACUCAUUUACAAUACUGUCAAUGCAGCAUUCCCUUGUGCUAUAGGACUGAGAACAUGUAAUAGUUGGUCAGUCAUACAUCCAUUUUUGUGUGCAUUGCAGUAUUACAGAUGUUUCAGUGUAGCAACUGAGGUUGUGUUCUGACUUGAUGUACAUGUCUGAUGUCUAUUUACCUACUCUAAUCUGCACUACAUUCUCCAAGUACAUGUGUGUUUAGCACAAUAUGGCCUAAAUUACUUAAAGCCACAUUUUUUGAGUUUUGCUUUCAGUUCCAUCAGGUAUUUUUUGGUAACAAUGUGUGUAAAUGAUUGUUUAUGUGCACAUAGUAAUUACACUAUAGGAUGGAUAUGGAAAGAUUUACAUGUUAUGAACAGACUGUUAAUAUGGGAUACUGCUUCUAGUGUUAAUGAAGAAAACUGACUUGUGAUCAAUUCAUGAAUUAUGUCAAUUUUAAAUUUUGCCAUUGAUAUUUUCUUUUAUUGCAUUGUGCAAAAUUGGAUUUUCUUUGCUCUUUCCUAAAAAAAACAAAAAACAAUGUAAACACUAUAACUGUGGCAAUAUAAAAGAUACUAUGUACAUUACCCAUAUCUCAUAUUUACAAAUAAAUAACAGCAAAGACAUCAGAUAUCACAAAUAAAUUCUUUCCAAGAAACCAAA